AUGGAAGACUUGAAAACAUUCAUCAGGCUGAACAUGCGUUCUUCCUGCUGUGUUGAGGAAGAAGGUUCCGACCAAAUAGAAACAUUCAAGAAUGGGAUUGUGUCAUUGAACCUUUUAUUGGGUAUAACAUCUACGAAUGAGAUAGAGAGAAGUCGGUUGAACUAUGUAAUGAAUUUGUGUCUUACACAUCCUAAUCGGUUUCCGGUUUCCAACAGGCUAAGUGAAUUAGAAAAGGCAUGCAUGAAGCUAUCUUUUGGGGAAUAUGAGAGCAUUGAUCUGUCCAUGUAUGGUUUUAGGCACGAGCUUGUUGGAAGCGUUCCCACAAAUUCGGGAACUUAUGAGAAUCCCAUACUGAUUGUGAGAUGUAGCGGUACAAAGAAUGGGAAGGAGCAUGCCUAUUUCACUGAAAGAUACAUGUUUGAGAAUGAAACUGUCCAAAGGCUGACAGUUGAAGAACAAUCUAUACUUCUGGUGGAAAUGAUAAAGAUCUUCAAUACAGAGGUAUGCCAUGAUCUUAGAAGGCUGAAAGUCAAGGCAUACAUAGACAGAAUACUAUUUCCAAAAAACGAGAAGAGCGAAAUGGUGAAAAGAACGGCCAACUAUUAUCUCAUGGCUCUGAAUCUUGAUCCCCGUGAGCAGGAGCCUUUCCACGAGGAGAUAACGGACCUGGUAUUCGAGUGCCCUUUUGUGCUCCAUAAUGAAUGGGAAAAGUUACUGGGUGAUGCUUACUACAGCUAUUCUGCUUAUGAAAAAGCCUUGGUAUACUUUGAGAAGUACAAAUGCAAUUCUAAGGCAAUUAAUUGCCUAGUAAAUCUCAAUAGAGGCAGCGAGGCAGCAGAAAGAGCACUUGAGGAGAUAAAGAGUAUAGGUGUUCCUACAAAUCGCCGAUCAAAGAUAAGACUCUGCAGCAUGAAUAUAAUUCUCGGGACCAUAAUCGGGAAAGAAGCAUAUUUUGAUGCUGCCCUUGAUGCUUACUACUCAUAUGAGCCAUUGAGGGCCAAAGGGAUCUAUUUUCUUAAGGCGGGCGCAGUUGAGAAGGCAAUAAAUUCGCUUGAAAAGGCACUCAAUAUAGUUCCAGGAAACACCGAGAUACAGUUUUUAUAUGCAUCUGCGCUUACGUCGGCUAAGAGGUUUUCAGAAGCUGCAGCUGUCUAUGAAAGACUUGUUGCCGAUGACCAGAAAAACACCAUGUUCUUAAGAAACUUGGCCAUGUGUAGAAUCCAGCUUGAGGAUAUCAAAAAUGGGCUUACCAGCCUUAAGAAAGCAUCUAUCUAUGACCAAAACAUGAUCCAGGCCUACUUUCUAAUGUCAAUUAAAUACAAUAUUCCUAAGGAGAUAAAAUAUUCCUUGGAGAGGAUAGAUCCUUUUGAAGACUUCGAAGAUGGGGUGAUGUAUCUCAUCGAAAAGAAAGUCCUGUCUAAAGAUGAAGUAAAGUUUGCACUAGCAAGGAACAAUAGGAUCGCAAAUAUAGUAGAAUCUCUGAUAAAAAAAAUAGAUUCUUGCCAAGAUUAG
Molecule: messenger RNA, 1512 nt
Organism: Encephalitozoon romaleae SJ-2008
Lineage: Eukaryota; Fungi; Microsporidia; Unikaryonidae
Exons: 1
Coding region: 1-1512 (503 amino acids)
Molecular function (GO): protein binding
Source: RefSeq, a predicted model, not a curated record